AUGCCGAGACAAGAGGUAUUUGAUCUCCACCCUAUUGGAUGGGAAAACGAUCCAGAAGAAGAGCGCUUCAAGGUUUCCACACUUGACUACCUUACCGGUCUGACGUACUGCAAUUUUGCCAUCUUCUUCCCGAUGGACGAAGCCGACAAGAUGCAAGCAGUCGAGGUUCUUAAGGAAGGCCUUGAAAAAACACUUGCCCAGGCUCGAAUCCUCUGUGGAACUAUUGAAAAGGACUGUCAUGGGGGUCACUCCUUUGUGAAGAAAAAGGAUAGCACAGUGCGCUUUAUUGUGCAAUGGCUUGACGAACCCAGAGCUGAAGAAUCCUAUCCUUCCUUCGAUAAUAUCGCAGAGCAGAAUUUCUGCAGUACUGCUCUAGGCAAUCUUAACGACUGGAUUAUUCCUCCUAUGACAUAUGGAGAUAAACCAGAGUCUCAUCCUGACCUUAGCCCUGUCGUUGCGGCCUACAAGGCAAACUUCGUUCGUGGGGGAUUGGUCUUCAUCAUGGCUCAUCAUCAUUAUGCGAACGAUGUGAUGGGAUGGGCCGGUCUCACGCAUCAACUGUCUGAGAAUUGCUAUGCGAUCGUCAACUCAACCUCUUUUCCUCCGUGGCAAGCUUCUUGGCUAGAUGUGUCACGCCUCACUAAGCCAGAAGUGCCCGAAGAAUUCAAAAUUGAUGGUCCUCCCAUGCCAGAGCGACACCCAGACCAUAUCACCGCUGAAAUGCUUCUCUUCCAUUUACCCAAAAGCAAAGCGGCAGAACUGAAAAAGCUCGCAUCGCCCCCAGACGGCUCUCGAAUCUCCACAUACGACGCAUUUUCUGCCCAUGUAUGGCGUACACUUACUCGUCUCCGCGCACCUGUUUUUAAGGCAGAUCUUUCUGCCCCGCUUUUCUGGUCUGAAGCGGUUGAUAUGCGACGACGUAUGCACAGCCCCAAGGUUCACCCCCGUGUUCAACAAAAUGUGAUGUCUGCUGCGCUUUCGGACAGAGUUCCUGUCACUGCACCUACAGCAGCAGAAGUGAUUUCCGAAUGGCCACUGUGGAAACUCGCAUUUUAUAUCCGACAGAUGACGAAUAGUAUCACCCAAGAAGCCCUAGAUGAGUCCCUUAGUGCCAUAUCAAAGAUACGCGACAAGACAGCACUUAAUAUUCGUAUCACCUCUUACCCACCCAUGUCUAUCCUGCAGACGGACCACCGUAGCGUCAAUAUCACGGGUACCAACUUCGGAUUUGCAAGGCCUGUGAUAUAUCGAGUUCUUCUUGACAGCAUCACACAAGGGGUGAACAUCAUAUACCCACCGCGUGCCUCAUCUUCUGGUACCGAUGAGGGUCCGGAGAUUUCGAUCUCGUACGAAAAAUCUCUGAAACAAGUACUAAUCAAUGAUCCUGAGUGGAAAGGCUUUUUUGAAUAUCGGGGAGUGGAUGCCAUCGAUGCAGAAGAUCAUUAA
Messenger RNA from Penicillium manginii, 1446 nucleotides. RefSeq lists its product as uncharacterized. NCBI's taxonomy places the organism in Eukaryota, Fungi, Ascomycota, Eurotiomycetes, Eurotiales, Aspergillaceae. Bases 1 to 1446 code for a protein of 481 amino acids. The transcript has a single exon. The record is from RefSeq and is a predicted model, not a curated record.